Vitis riparia (riverbank grape) is the source of this 3062-nucleotide messenger RNA. RefSeq names its product probable disease resistance protein At5g63020. Bases 107 to 1897 code for a protein of 596 amino acids. The transcript has 3 exons. Lineage: Eukaryota; Viridiplantae; Streptophyta; Magnoliopsida; Vitales; Vitaceae. Gene Ontology annotation, molecular function: ATP hydrolysis activity; protein binding; ADP binding. The record is from RefSeq and is a predicted model, not a curated record.
UAAAACAACUGUUAUUAGUCAGAUCCCCUACGGCAACUCAUCAUCUCCUCUUUUCAGUUCUUCACUUGUUUUUCAACUCAUCUUUUUUCUGUCAUCCCCUCAAGCAAUGGAUUGUGUGAGCCCAAUCUUGGACGUCGCCACCCGCUUGUGGGAUUGCACCGCCAAGCGUGUAGUUUAUAUUCGUGAGCUUGAAAAAAAUCUCAACUCUCUGGAGCGCUUGACGAAGGAACUGAGCAACUUAAGAACGGAUGUGAUGGAUAAAGUUGAGCGUGAGGAGGAGGAGGAGGUACCACAGCGUAGGCGUAAGAAUGAAGUGGGUCGUUGGCUCAGCGCUGUACAAGCCAUGGAAGAAGAAGUGGAAGAAAUAUUGCAAAAUGGGCGUCAAGAAAUCCAACAGAAAUGUCUCGGAACCUGUCCCAAGAAUUGUAGGUCAAGAUACAGGCUGGGGAAGACUGUGACUGAAAAGAUUAAUGCUGUGACUGAAUUAACGGACAAAGGGCGGCAUUUUGAUGUUGUGACUGAUAGGUUGCCUCGUGCUCCGGUGGAUGAGUGGCCGAUGGGGAAGACUGUGGGCUUAGACUUGAUGUUCGAGAAGGUUCGGAGAUGCCUGGAAGAUGAGCAAGUAAGAAGUAUUGGGUUGUAUGGAAUUGGGGGUGUUGGAAAAACGACCCUCUUGAUGAAAAUCAAUAAUGAGUAUUUUGGUAGAAGUAACGAUUUUGAUGUGGUGAUAUGGGUAGUGGUGUCGAAACCAAUCAGCAUAGAAAAAAUUCAAGAAGUGAUUCUGAAGAAAUUAUCGACCCCAGAGCACAACUGGAAGAGUAGAAGCAAGGAGGAGAAGACUGCAGAAAUUUUCAAGUUGUUGAAAGCCAAAAACUUUGUGAUAUUGCUUGAUGAUAUGUGGGAGCGACUCGAUCUCUUGGAGGUGGGGAUCCCUCAUUUGAGUGAUCAAACGAAGUCCAGAGUAGUAAUCACUACGCGAUCUGAACGAGUAUGCGAUGAAAUGGAAGUUCAGAAGAGGAUGAGGGUAGAGUGUUUGACACCGGGUGAAGCAUUUUCUCUGUUCCGUGACAAGGUUGGUGAGAAUAUCUUGAAUUCACAUCCGGAAAUAAAAAGGCUUGCAAAGAUUGUUGUUGAAGAAUGUAAAGGACUGCCACUUGCCCUCAUCGUCAUUGGGCGAUCAAUGGCUAGCAGGAAAACUCCUCGACAAUGGGAGCAAGCAAUUCAAGAUCUGAAGAGUUACCCAGCAGAGUUUUCAGGUAUGGGAGAUCAAGUAUUUCCAAUUUUGAAAUUCAGUUACGAUCACUUGGACAAUGAUACCAUCAAAUCAUGUUUCCUAUAUUGUUCUAUAUUCCCUGAAGACCAUGAAAUUAGGAAUAAAGAACUCAUAGAUCUUUGGAUCGGGGAGGGGUUUCUGGACAAAUUUGCUGAUAUACAUAAAGCACACAAUCAAGGAGAUGAGAUUAUUAGAAGCUUAAAACUUGCAUGUCUCUUGGAAGGUGAUGUAUCGGAAGACACUUGUAAGAUGCAUGAUGUGAUCCGUGACAUGGCUCUUUGGUUAUCAUGUGAAUCUGGGAAAGAAAAGCACAAAAGUUUGGUAGUAGAAGAUGUUGAGUUGAUUGAAGCAUAUGAAAUUGUGAAAUGGGAAGAAGCUCAACGGAUUUCACUAUGGGAUUCUAAUAUCAAUGAAGGACUCUCUCUAUCACCCUGUUUCCUCAAUCUCCGAACUUUGAUUUUGAGAAAUAGUAGCAUGCAUUCACUUCCAAUUGGAUUAUUCCGAUCCAUGCCUGCCAUAAGAGUUUUGGAUUUGUCAGGUAAUGGAGGAUUAGCGGAGUUACCUUUGGAGAUUUGCAGAUUAGAGAGUUUGGAAUAUCUGAAUCUAUCAUACACAGAUGUUUAGUAUGCACCAAAGCCACCUUUUCCAGUCUAUUGGGGAAUAUGAUCAAGUUGGAGUGUUGCAGGAGCUGGAGUGCUUGCAAUACCUGAGUUGGAUAACAAUCAGCUUAGUUACAGUCCCUGCUGUUAACAAAUAUCUCACCUCCUUGAUGCUGCAGAAGUGCAUACGAGAUCUACACAUGGAGUGCCCAGGUUUGAAGGAGGUGGAGCUGCCACUUUCGACUUUGCAAACACUCACUGAGCUUGAAUUUGAAAAUUGUAAUGAUUUGGAACGUGUUGAAAUAAAUAUGGGACUGUCUCGAGGUCAUAUCUCAAACUCAAACUUCCACAACCUUGUUAAUGUGACUAUUUUUAAGUGUCGAUUCUUGAACCUGACCUGGCUUAUUUAUGCUCCAAGCCUUGAGUCCCUGUUGGUUCGCAGUAGUCGUGAAAUGAAAGAAAUUAUAGGGAGUGAUGAGUGUGGAGACUCAGAAAUUGACCAACAAAAUCUCAGCAUAUUCUCAAGACUUGUGGUGUUACAGUUGUAUGAUCUCCGAAUCUAAAGAGUAUCUACAGGUGGGCCUUGCCAUUUCAUUCCCUCAAAAAGAUCGUUGUACGUCAUUGUCCAAAUCUAAGGAAAUUGCCAUUGAAUUCCAGUAGUGCCACCAACAACAAUUUAAAAGAAAUUAUUGGCUUUACAAGCUGGUGGGAGCAGUUGGAGUGGGAGGAUGACAACCUCAAGCGCACUUUCACGCCGUAUUUCAAAAGAUGGUGAUUGAAAGGAGGAGAUGGUUGUAGAGUUAUAUGUUAUGGAGGUUUGUAGGAAUUGUUAGGUUUCCUUCAAUUCCUUUAAUUUCCUCCCUGUUUUGUGAGAAAUCCAUUGGUCUUCCUCUCCCAGGUACAUUUUUUGUUUUUACUUCUAUUUGUUUUAUGUUAUGAGAGAUGUUUUAAUGCAACAAAGAAUUGUCAAAGAGGCGAGAUUCUCAUGAUAGGCAAAUGGGAUGAUUGUUUUUGUAGGACAAGUUUUAGAAGAACGUUUGGUGGUGAGUGAUUUGGUGCUGGGAAUGCAUAGCAAGAAUAGCAUAAAUAACUGUUGAAAAGAAAGAACCUUUUGUAUGUAUGUGUUAUAUCAUUUCAUAUGGUGAUCAGUUAUAUAUAUUUCUGUUGCCUCAAUGUGCUUUAUCUUUAAA